ACAAACAGGAGCGGCUGGAGGAAGAGCGAGCGACAGCCCAACUUGUUGACUUAGGUCUUUAGCUGCAGAACUUCUCGCUUGCGCGGCAUUUUGGGGAGCUGUCCGCUGCCGCGUGCUGAAGCGCGCGCUCCUCCCCGCGCGCGGAGGCAUUCAGAGCAGAGUUCCCUCCAUCACCGCGCGCCUGCGGAAACUCCGAGCCUAGCGCUUUGCGUCCGGUCGCCGCGCAGUACUGCACCGCUGUUGAGCCCGAACCGAAGCCGAGCCAGAAGCAGCCAUGGCUUUCAUGGUGAAGCAUGUGGUGGGCGGCCAGCUGAAGAACCUCACCGGGGGUCUGGGAGAGGACAAGUCGGAUGGAGACAAGUCAGAAGCGGGCGCGAAGGGUAUGACUCAGGAGGAGUUCGAGCAGUACCAGCAGCAACUGCAGGAGGAGAAGAUGGAGCGUGAUGCCAGCUUUGCUCAGCGGAAAGCGGAACGUGCCACUGUCAGAACUCACUUCCGGGACAAAUAUCGGCUGCCUAAGAAUGAGCUCGAUGAAACACAGAUCCAGCAGGCAGGGCAGGAGGUGGAGCUUCCCACAGAGUUGGCAAAGAUGAUUGCCGAGGAUAACCAGGAGGAAGCACACAAGCGGUCCGUCCUCGGCCAGCUGAGCAACAUCCAGAAUGUGGACCUGGACCAGCUGAAGGACAAAGCUCAAGCCACACUGGAGGAUAUCCGGCACUCUGCUGAGAAGUGCUCUGUCAUGUGAUCCUAGCCUACGGGGACCCCCCACGCCCUGGCAUGGUCACCCAGUUACAGUCAUGGUCACGAUCACAGUUACAGGCACCUUCACUGAGGCGACUGAACAGGGACAGCCAGGAGACAGCCUACACAAAGCCCCAAGCAUGAACACUGAUGGUCCAUGGGUUACUUAUAUUUACACAAAGGUUACACACACUUAAACACACAUACUAUAUUCAGAUAAAGGAACACACAAGUGACCACAGACAGACUGAUACCUGUUUCCCCUGAGUAAAGUGUCAGCACCCUUCAGAAAAAUACGUGUUACAAAAAUUAUUAUUAUUUUUAUUUUUUAUAGAGCGCUCUCCUCACACACAGAGCACUUUAACACAUGCAUACAGCAAAAAAAAUUGAUACAAACAAUAUCCUGAAUACAAUUUAACUGUAAAUAUUAAAGCAAAAUGAAGCAGUCCCACUGUCACAGUUAAGUAUGAUAUUCACUGUAAAUUAUCUUUAUGCUGUUUCCCUUUGCCUUUGACCCUACGCUGUCUGUGGUAUGCACUACUGUCACUGGGUCCCACUGCCACUUUCGGACCCUGUGUGACCUGUCCCAGUCCACCCAGUGACCAGAGUGAGUCGAAGCCCAUUUGUAUGUCCAUUUCAGUGGUGAGUGUAGUGCUGGUGCUUUGCUGUCGUUUUAGUGCCUGCCGCAUCCAGUGGUUUGUACAGUACUCAUCUCCUGGCCUCAAGCGCUGCUUACAGUGUUGGAAAACAACAUUCCCACAUAUUUUACCCUGGGAGAGUGUAAUCAAGGUGUGAUUAUCUGGGUGGUUGUGUUGCAUGUGAACUUAGUGGUGUAUGUUUGCGGUCACUUUAAAAAACUAUUGAAUUUGUGGUCAAAUCCUAAUGACUGUGGUUUGUGUUAUUUGUAAUGGAGAUUUUUUUUUUUUUACGGACCACCUGUCACAGUGGUUUAUUUUCUUACCAGAAGUAAAUGAAAUAAACAGUUGGUGUGUUCUUGUUCUGUAUGGUCCAAAUGCCCUGUAGUGCUGCUGAGAGCAGCUAUUGAGAUGCAGGUGCGCAAAAUAGUAACUGCAGCAGCUCUUGCUUUCUCUGUGUACUGAGCACAUUCCCAUAAAUAUUGCAGAAACCCUUUAAUGUCCUUAACAUUAUGGAAAUGUCUAAUAAAUGUAGA
This is a messenger RNA of Scleropages formosus (Asian bonytongue), 1912 nucleotides long. RefSeq names its product complexin 3b (gene cplx3b). Lineage: Eukaryota; Metazoa; Chordata; Actinopteri; Osteoglossiformes; Osteoglossidae. The coding region runs from base 275 to 745 and encodes 156 amino acids. Gene Ontology annotation, cellular component: SNARE complex; terminal bouton. The transcript has 3 exons. Gene Ontology annotation, biological process: synaptic vesicle exocytosis; neurotransmitter transport; regulation of neurotransmitter secretion. Gene Ontology annotation, molecular function: syntaxin binding. The record is from RefSeq and is a predicted model, not a curated record.